ACACACACACACAGACACACACAGACACACCAUAUUGCUUAGCCAGCCAUAAUCGUGGCAAGGAUGAGAAGUAGUUUGAGAAACGAAACACUUGAAGCGGUCGGGAAUCAACGUAUCAAACCCUCAUCAACGCCGUCUCGCGAAACCAAUAAACGCACUAUUCAGCGCAGCGGACCUGUGUGAGAACACCCGCCUCAUUCCACCGGUGUUUCGUGACAGGGUCGGAAUGUUCUUGUGUGCACACUUUGCAGGCGGCGUCGAUUAACGGCAACGUUGAGGAGCAACAAUUCAUGGCAUCGGUCAUUCUGCGCGCCAUUAAAAACACACGAGGGACCUAGACAAAGGUGAUCUCACCUGGAAUACUUUCACAGCACAUAACGUUACACGCAAAUAAGUUGCACUGAAGGGGCAAAAAUUGAUGGUCUAAUCUGUAGUACGAACAUGGAAACGAGCGGGGUUGGUGAGAGAAAAUCCUGGGAAGAAAUGAGUGACUAUAACAGUUGUUUUGUUAUCAAAAAACGAGGCUGUCAUCAGUAGGGGAGCGCUGCAACAGUUUGUGGGAAUAAUUCCUCAGCCAUCAUCGUCGCUCAGGUUGAAUAAGAUGUGAGACUGCUGCUGUUGUUUGUCGUGAGGAUCAGUGCAAUUCAGUUCAGAGACACAUCGCUUGACAACCGACCACUUCAUAACCGCCAACAGAUUUCAAGAUCAACCCUGCAAAAAACCAGAGGAAACAGCCAUGUCCACACCAUGGGACUUUAAAGCAUUUCUCCAAGAGCUCCAGCAAAUGGUUUCAAAUGUUUCAUCAUUUCAAUGAAAAGUGGGCUUAUCUUUAAAGCUAAUCUUCUGCGUGAAUCUUAAGAAACUGGAAAGAGACUGGCAGGUUUACACACGUCCUUCUUUAUUGUGAAGACAAUCAGCCUUGAAAACGUUGUACGUCUUUACUGCCAUUUAAUUUUUUGCGUAUGUCUGUCACAACUUUAUUGAACACUCUUUAAUAGACGUCUAAAAUCUGCAUAGGUAGGGCAUACUUUUGUUUUUAUUCAACAUGACAGACGGAUCAAUUCACACUUGAUUCCUAUUGUAAAUUUGCACACAGAAUUAUCUUGGUAAUUCUUCCCAUGCCGAAUGAGGAAAUGCACAUUCACAUUGGUUCAGUAAUGUAGAGGUUUAUAAGACCAGGAUGCUGAACGAAAUCAAAAUGAUUCCUCAUCACACCACCCUCAAACCCUUACAGGAGUCCGCCGUCCUGAGUAGUCCUGUUAACACGUAAACGAGAUUAGCUCGAUUUCUUUUUCACCAAGUGUAUGGACGUUGUUUAUACUAGUUAAUAAUAGUAACUUUCAGGGAGCAUCACAGGUCAGGGAAAUCUGCUUAAAGACUAAGUGCCAUUGCUGAAUGUAAGGAGUGCCCAAAUACAACAAAAAAUAUAUGUUAGCAAAACAUUAGUUUACAUUUUUAAUGAUGUUUACAGUUGCCCCUAUCUCUUAGACGAAUCUUUCAUCCUGAUAAGUGCCAAAACAAAGAGUUAAACCUGAAUACUUUUAAUGUACACAGCUGUACAACUUAAUUGCCUUGAUGUGUCCGUGAAAACACAGGAUAUUGAAAUAAUCGGACAGAAACGAGAAGCCAUUUUGUUUGUCACUUGCUAUGAAAAUGUCUAUUUUUGAAGGAAGCCACAAAAGGGAACAUUUGCCUUGUUAAUAUCUGACAGUUUUUUUAAUUUCCUGUUUACACAAUUGUAUGUUGCCUGCAUUGUCAGCUUUUGGAUUGUUUAACGUAUUGUUCAGGUUUUCCAGCUGUAUUCUGGACACAAGCGCUGCAUGUUGAGAAAAUAUGUGUUGUAUAACUCACCUUGAAGCUGAAAGCACAUCAAGAUAGUUAUUCCCCCCCCUCUCUCUCUCUCUCUCUCGCCAUCUCAGAGUGCGACCGUUCACUUUAGCAGACUUUGUAAACAGAUUUCACUUUCGAGACUGUUUUAAUAUAGACUCAGAUUUCAUACGUCGGAGGGCUGCUACAAGAUUAUUUGACAGCGCUGAGCAAGCUGCUUUUACAAAAUUCGGCAUUGUGCGGUGGGUUGAGUCAGCGUGAAAAAAUAGCAGUGUUAGUCAUGUAAAGAUGAUGCCCACCUUGGAAGCUCGAGUCCGUGUCAUCAUUCUCUUCCUGCUAAUCGCUGUCCCACUUAACGCUUCCGCUGCGAGCGUCCCGGGCCCCUCCAGAAAUGGGCCCAUCACUAUCACCCCGACUCCCAACCCAAGAUCUCAGGGCAGGAGCUUUAUGUACCCCCUUGCUAAAAACGGCGGGAGCAUGCGAGGGAAGUCCAUGAAUCGUCGGCCAAAGCAGCCAGCUGGAGUGGCAGAAAUGCCCCUCAGGCCGCUGCCUCAAAUAAUGCUGCCAAAGAAUGUAACGACUGAUAAACUGAAGGCCCCUUUUGGAGCGGCUCAGGUAGCUCCGCCUCCUCGCAAGCUGGUGGAAGUGGACGUGUGUCGAGGUUAUUAUGAUGUCAUGGGGCAGUAUGACCUCACCUUUAACUGCUCCAAGGACGACUUCAUCUACUGCUGUGGGACCUGCCAUUAUCGAUUCUGCUGUCCCGACCGCUCCCGAAGGCUGGACCAGAGCAUCUGCCACAACUACCAAUCCCCGGUGUGGGCCAAUACAGCGCCCCCUGUGACCAGGUCCCCAGCACCAGGCCUGCCUGACCAGAGCCGCAUCGAACAGAGCAACAACACCGUGUACGUCAUUGGUGGAGUCAUAUCGUUUACAGUAGCGGUGGCGGUUGCCAUUAAGGUGGCGUUUCACAAGGCAUCACGGCAGCCCAGGAACAGGGAACUGAACAUGCCCAGGGCUCUUGUGGAAAUGUUGCGUCACCAGUCGAGUCCAGUACAGGAAGGAGAGAGAAACAACAGUGUAGCUUUGGGAACUGGAGGAGGAGAAGGGACGCUUGGACGACCCCCGAAAAAUCUCUAUCCCACACUACAGAAAGAUAACCGACUGGGGAAUCUGCAGCAUAACUUCAUCCACACCACAGGCUCCAGUCCCAAACACACUGCCACAAUCGAGCGUGCACCACGUAUGAACAACAUGCAGCUGGCCAUGGGUGGCACACUGAAGCCCAGUAAGCAUACUAACGCCAUGAAGCCCCAGCCGUCCUUCCAUCAAUCCCUACAUAACCUGGCUCAGCUGCCGCCCUCGUACGAAGCCGCCAUGAAGCCUGAAAUCAACAGAUACUCGUCUCUCAAGCGUCUCGAAAAAGGAGGAUUGGAGGAAUAUUCAGGUUACUGUACCACCAAGCGAAGGCCCAACAACGCCCGUCCUGACUUUCAUUCCUCUCAGCAUCACCUUCCCUGGGGUGGUGACUACACACUGGGUGGAAGAGGCACGCUUCCUACCCAUGCCCCCCGUCCUCGAAUACCUCACCCACAGUCAGCCCCAAGCCAUACCCCCAACCCUUACCCUCUGGAUCCACCAGAGUCAAAGAAAAACCCAAAUUAUGAUACGUUGUCUAAACCGCCACGACGCGUCAAGUCAACCGACCAACUUCUUGCCCUUGCUGAUGGCAGCACCUUAUCAAGGGUCCCGAAAAACCAGCAGCACCAGUACUACAAAGGCACAUCAUCCAAGAACUCCAACAACCAGAACACCUUGAAGAAGUCCAAGGAGAGGCUGCUCAUGUCGCCAGAACACCUCGAGGAAGAGAUUGGCGGGGUUGAUUAUGAUGGAAGCACGAUGGGUAUGGGAAUGAGCGACUACCAGGGUGGAGGAGGAGGCGGAAUGGUGCCCACCCUUCCCCGUGUUAGCCAUCAGAAAGCUCAGUCGCAGCAGAAUGUUUGCGCUACGCCAUCACUCGACCGUCACCACAUGAUCAAGAUGAACUCGCACCCAACAUCGGGGCGAGAGCAAGAGCGGAAUUCAGCGGCAAUGUCAGGCCACCUGGGUGGAGGUGGGGCUGGAGGAGUGGGAUGGGGCGACAUGCCAGGAACGGGGGUGGUUAUGGGAACAGGGACUCUUGGUGGACACAGUGCCAGGAGGCUUGCAUUUGCAGCUAAAAGGCAAAAUACCAUUGAACAACUUCACUUCAUCCCCGGCGGAGGGGGAAGUGGAGGAGUGGCAUCGAAUCAAGGGGUUAGAACAGGAAGCAAGAAUGAGGUUACUGUGUGAGCAAGAGGAGGGAAUGGAGAAGAUGGCUGAGGGAUAGACUGUGUGAAGAGUUGGAGGAUGGUAGAGGAACUGUGGGAGAGAGAGAGAGAGUUAGAGUGGGCGGAAGAGGGAGAGGAAUAAC
This is a messenger RNA of Danio rerio (zebrafish), 4276 nucleotides long. The record is from RefSeq and is a predicted model, not a curated record. Lineage: Eukaryota; Metazoa; Chordata; Actinopteri; Cypriniformes; Danionidae.